CAUACACAUACACAUAUCCUUCUAGUUCCAUGUCUGAAAACCAAAAAUACUGGUUUUCUUUCUACUCACACUCGCUCUCAAUUUCAGUCUUUAGUUUUGGGCUGUUGUAGAGGUCAGUCAGCUUCUUCAAUUUUUGUUUUGUUUUUGUUUUUGGUUUUCUUUUUUCUUGUUGAUAUUAAUUAUUUGAGUUUUGGGUUUGAAUUUAUUUCGGGCGUUUGGUCAAUGAGCAUCUUCAAUUUUUGUUUCUGUUUGCUGAUAUAAAUAUUCUGAGUUUUUGGUUUUAAUUCCUUUCGAGAAAUUGAAUCUUUAGGCAGUUUGUGAGCUUCUUUAAUUUUUUUUUGUUUUUUUUUUUUUGGGGGGAAUGUUGAUGUAUAAUAAAACAGUUUAAUUUUUCAGUUAUAAUUUAUUUUUGGAUAUUUCGUCUUAGAGCUGUUGUUCUUGCUGGAUUUUGGUUUCUCAAUUUGAAAUUUCUACUGGAUAUUUUCAUUUCUGAGUUUGUGCACUGGAAAUUUCUUCAAAAUCCCAUUUCAUACGCUCAUUCUGAAACAGAGCCCAUUUCUUUUUCCAUUUUAUAGGUUGAUUCCCUUUAUAUAUGUAGGUUUCUAUGUAUGUUGACUUCAUUUUACAAAUCUAUUAAUGCAACGGACCAAUUCUAUGCAUUUCAAAAAGAGAGCUCUUCAAUUUUGCAGAAAAUAUUUAAGUGGUUCUGUUUAUACACUUUCUUUCGUUGGCCUCUAAGAAAAUCCUGGAGAAUCAUUUUGAUAACUUUAUCAUAACCUGUGUGAUUGAUUGAGUUUGCUUCCAACAGUAAAAUGUGUUAUAUCCAUGUAGACAGUUUGAUAAAGAAGUAGACAAUCUUCUCAGGAUUUUAUAACCAUGGCUACAAAAAGAGUGAAGAGAAACUGUGGAGAAAAAAAGGUACAAAAUGAGCCCGACAUCAUGGCCGAAGACCGCAUAUCACAAUUACCUGAUUCUCUCAUACAUUAUAUUUUCUCAUUCCUUCCUACCAUUCAUCUUGUUAGAAUGAGUCGUGUUUCAAGGCGUUGGAGACGGAUGUGGGUUUCCACUCCCUUUUUAUAUUUUGAUUGUCAAUUCAAUGAUGUUACUUUCACCAAGCAGGUAAAUAGAUUAAGUAUGUUCCUAAAAUUUUUGGGAAACUGUUUGAGAUGUCGAAAGCUAUACAUGCAACCAGAUACAUUCAUAACAAGUUUGAAGCUUCACACGUACUAUAAACUUGGACGCUAUGCUGCUCAACGUGUAGAUAAUUGGGUGAGGUUUGCCAUUCAAAGUAAAGUGAAGGAGUUAGAUCUUCAAGUGCGAGGGUACUGUACUCCUCCGUUUGUUUAUACUGCAAGUUCAUUGAUGCAACUGAAGGUUCAUAUGGGGUCUGAGGUCGCUUCACUUUCAACCUCAAGUUCAUUAACUCAUCUUGAGUUAAGAGGUUUGAAGCUGGAGGAUUUGCAUUUACUAGACCCAAAGGAAAUUCAUCCUAUGCAUGGAUAUCUAUGUAGGUUGGAUAUAAGCAACAUAGAUUUUCCUGCUAAAACACUUAAAACUCUCUCAUUAUUUUCUGUGACGUGUGCUGAUCAGCGGCUGGAAUGUUUAAUUUCUGGGCUUCCCCUGCUUGAGAGAUUAACUUUAAUUUGUUUUUAUGGAGUAAAUAUUAGUAUCCUUAGUCAUAGCCUGAAAUAUUUAUCCUUUGAUCCAUUUGGGGAUAACACAAAGGCCAAGUUUGUAACACCAAAUUUAGUUUACUUAUAUUUGAGGUGUCGUGUCUCGUGGAUCAUUUCCAUUGAGGCUCCCAACCUUUUCCAAGGCGAUUUGAGUCUUUCAGAUGGUGGCUAUAAAUCAGCUUCAUAUUUUGAUCUUGUACAUUUUCUUGCAAAUCUCAACGGCUUGAAGAAGAUGAAGCUGUCUAUCGUCUGGGAUGAGGAUAUGAUUUUUCCAGAAGAUAUAAGAAAUACAUCAUCUCCUCCCUUGCCUAAUUUGAAGCAUCUUGAAGCUUCCUUGUACGACAAGCACAAGAAAAAUUCAGAACUGCACGAAUUUUUGGUUUGGUGCGCACCUUCUGUAGAGACCGUCAAAAUAAAUGGUGAAUCUUAUUGCAAGUAUUAAGGUCUUUCUAAAAGCUGACUUUUAUACUUAAAACUACAUUUGUAAAGGUUUAAUUUUGGAGCUCACUUAUGCACGAUUGUUUCAUGUUCAUAGGUAAUUUCAGUUAGGGUUAAAUACAUUUACUACCUUCUAGUUUGGCUCAGUUUCAUUCAAGGCUUUCUAAUCUUUUUUUUCUUAUUUUGUUUGUUAUGGGACAAAAU
This is a messenger RNA of Ziziphus jujuba (common jujube), 2315 nucleotides long. RefSeq names its product F-box/LRR-repeat protein At5g02910-like. The record is from RefSeq and is a predicted model, not a curated record. The transcript has 3 exons. Gene Ontology annotation, molecular function: protein binding. NCBI's taxonomy places the organism in Eukaryota, Viridiplantae, Streptophyta, Magnoliopsida, Rosales, Rhamnaceae. The coding region runs from base 877 to 2115 and encodes 412 amino acids.